This is a messenger RNA of Cygnus olor (mute swan), 3347 nucleotides long. It is a transcript of the gene SLC25A15, whose product is annotated as solute carrier family 25 member 15. Lineage: Eukaryota; Metazoa; Chordata; Aves; Anseriformes; Anatidae. Gene Ontology annotation, biological process: mitochondrial L-ornithine transmembrane transport. Gene Ontology annotation, molecular function: L-ornithine transmembrane transporter activity. The coding region runs from base 400 to 1305 and encodes 301 amino acids. The transcript is spliced from 9 exons. The record is from RefSeq and is a predicted model, not a curated record.
GCCCGGCCCGGCCCGGCCCCGCAGCCCGCCCACCGCUUCCCCGGGGCCGCGGGGGCCCGCGCCGCCUUCCCCCGGCCGCCUUUAUAGGGCCAGGGGCAGCGGGGGGCCGCCGGGGCGUGCUGCGGUUUGAGGUUUGGUUUUGCUUUAGAAGUAACAGAGCAGUUGUUACCUCACAAUACCUACACACAAUUUUGAAUCCGAUAGUGUUGUUACAAAGAGGACUUCCCUGGAGAGGAGGUGGGAAGCUGAGACAGAGGGGGAAAUAUUCCUGCCAGCUAGCCUUGCACACCUGUUGGAGACGCUGUUUCUGUAAUCAAUAGGAAGGAGGAAAAUACAUUGACAUCUUCCAGGAAACAAGAGACUUUUCAUUCUGUAGUAACCAAUAAACAAGUGUGAAGCAUGAGGAUCAACUCUGCUCUUCAGGCUGCUAUUGACCUCACAGCAGGAGCUGCAGGUGGAACAGCAUGUGUGGUGACUGGCCAGCCCUUCGACACAGCGAAGGUGAAGAUGCAGACGUUCCCUGACAUGUACAAAGGGAUUGUCGACUGCUUUGUGAAAACCUACAAACAAGUGGGGUUUCGAGGCUUCUACAAGGGGACCUCGCCAGCACUGGUAGCCAACAUCGCAGAGAACUCCGUCCUGUUCAUGUGCUACGGGUUCUGCCAACAAAUUGUGAGAAAAAUUGUUGGAGUAGACAGGAAAACAAAGCUCAGUGAUCUGCAGAACGCCGCUGCAGGCUCCUUCGCCUCCGCCUUCGCCACCCUGGUCCUCUGCCCCACGGAGCUGGUGAAGUGCCGGCUGCAGGCCAUGCAUGAAAUGCAGCUGUCAGGAAAGAUAGUGCAGGGGCACAACACAGUUUGGUCAGUAGUGAAGAGUGUUAUCCAAAAGGAUGGUCCCCUUGGAUUUUACCGUGGCCUGUCAAGCACUUUGCUGCGGGAAGUCCCGGGAUAUUUCUUCUUCUUUGGAGGGUAUGAACUGAGCCGGACGUUCUUUGCCUCUGGGAGAUCAAAAGAUGAAUUAGGUCCCAUUCCCUUGCUGCUAAGUGGAGGUUUUGGAGGCAGCUGUCUGUGGAUCGCUGUGUAUCCCGUGGACUGUGUUAAAUCUAGAAUUCAGGUUCUCUCCAUGGCUGGGAAGCAGACGGGCUUUAUGGGAACAUUUGUAACUGUUGUGAGAACUGAAGGUGUGCUUGCCUUGUAUUCUGGACUGAAGCCAACUAUGAUCCGUGCAUUCCUGGCCAACGGGGCGCUGUUCCUGGCCUAUGAGUACAGCCGGAAACUUAUGAUGAAACAAGUAGAUUCCUACUGACACCUUUUAGCAAAGGGAGAACCACCUUUUAAAUGAUCAAAAACCUCUAGAUCACAUCGUGGUCUGAGCAGUGCCAGAUCAGUGACCUAAUUUUAAGAACUCAUUUCCAGUUUAGGAUUUGUAAUCUUCUAAAUUCAAGUGAUUUUUAUAGAGAUGUGUACAUGCUUCUUGAAUUGGACCAGCAGGAUCAUCUCCAGCUUGCAGAUUCUGCACUGGGUAUGUUGCAUGUCAGAAAUGUCUUUUCCUGCCUGUAAUGGUGCUAAAAAGACACCUUAACAUGUUGGUUUUAAUGGUACAUGCAGAAGGGGCUGUGACUUGUUCAGGCUCCUUUUCUAGCUCCCUUUUGCCCUGUGACUGUCCAGGAGCAGUGCAGUUGGUGUCUGACUGCAUACUCUGGCCUUGUGACUGGGCCUAAAGAAGUAGGAAGUGUUCACCUGCUUGACCUAGAGCUGAGAUAUGCCCCUAUUUGAGAUAAAGAAACGAAGUAACUGGUUUUAAGGAGUUCAUUUGUAACAAUUGUUCUCUAAAUCCUUCCAAGAAGUGCUGGAGUACGUUAAACACUUAAUGUAAGAGGAACUGCUGGAAAUAGCUGCUGCUUCCAAGUAUAAAGCUGUAACUUGCAGGCUCCUGCUCCAGGUCAAGUCUGUGCUUGAAGGACAGGAAGCUGAAGAAGAACAGAAAGCUACAGCUGAGUUCUUGAAGACAACUGACGCCACAGUCUCUGGGGUGCAGAACUGACUUGGGCUGGAGUCCUGCCACAUGUGCCACGUGCUGGGUCUCUUCAGCUGAGUGGAAACUGCUUAUGUGAAUGGACUAUUCAUAUUACCGUCAGGCCUGGAGGGCAUGCCUGCUUCUUCGUGUUACUUGAUUCAACAUGCAGCAUAAGGCCAGUUAGUAUAAGCCAAAAAUGAUAUCAUAACACCUAUUUUUCUAGCUGCUCCCUGCAUUCUUGAAGUAUAACUUUCAUAUAAGCAUGCUCUGCCUUGUAAGCAGCAGCCUAGUCCCAGUCCUGGGAGAAGAAAAAGCAAGUCUCAAAAGAACAUUCAUAAAUAAGACCUGGAAUUGUACGGAGGGAUGCUGUCUAUGUGGUGUAGCAUAUCUGCCCUUGGGGAGGGCACAGACAAGCUACCCUCAGGGUUAGCAGAGCUCUUUAACCCACCAACAUCAGAGCUACACCAAAAUUAGCAACUUAAGUUACAGUUGCUGUGACACGUCACAGCUGAAACAGCUCAGUUUGGUGUGUUACAGCUUGUUUCAUACCCCCAGGCAGAGGGAAAAGCUUUAGGUGGAUGAAAAUGUCUCAGUAGCUACUGCCUCUUGGAGGGGAGCCAGAGUGAUCUUAAACUGGCUACUCCACUUCAUGGCUACAGCCUGUUUCAAGGAAAGAAAAAGGUGGUUGCUGCAGUUCCCUAAACCCUUCUUGCUUUGUGAGUCUUCAUGUGCAGCACACACUCCUCAUGCACAUGUGAAAGAGGCAGGUAAAAGCAGCACACAGCCGAAGAGUCUUCGGUGCCUGUUGUGCUGACUUACCUUGACUGCCUGGUACACUAAGGACAGUAGCACUGUGAAUAACCCAUUCUUUAAAAAGGAGUUUAUGCCAAAUGUUUAAAUAAUUCAGGUAGCAGAGUAGGACUUCAAAAGUCCUCAGCCUUCCCCUUCCUAAAGGGAUCUACCCAAGAGAGAUACUGCAUUUCUGUGUGGUUACAAUAGUUAUGAGAAGUUAAGAACAGAAGUCAUAGCCUGGGAAUACUGAAAUCUAUUUCUUAGAUUUCUUUGGUCUUUGCUUUCAUUUUUUAAAGCUCAGUUGCAAUUUUUAAUACUGAAGUUAAGGCUUCAAGAGAAGCAGGAUUUUUUAGACCCACCUACAGCAAGAAGCUGGUGGCAGAAGGAGGCAUGCGUUUUGAGAGUUUACCUUUCAGAGUCAAACUAAGCAGUAAUUUUUAUAGUUAGUUACCUAAGCUGUACACGCGUAUCAAUUGUUCACCUAAGAACUUUGUAAUGUUGGUACAGAAAUUCACUGGAAUAAAGUUUGAUUCAGCUGA